GAAACUUAAUUCGGGAGGUGCCGCUGCUGUGUCCAUCCCCGCACGCCCUCCUCCUGCCUCCGGGACCAUGCGGGCCUCCCCUCCCCGGGCGAGGCAUGGCGGCGCCGGCGCCGGAGCAGCUGCGAGGCCGGAGCCUGCCGGAGCUGCGGGAGAUGCUGAGUCGGCAGGAGAAGCUGCUGGGGGACCGGAAAUUUGUAUCCAGGCUUCCGGAUAAAGGUAAAAAGAUAUCCAACUUCGUUGAGAAAUUGAAGAUUGCCAUUGCACAAGAGGAAGAGCUGCAGAGAACAACUGAGCUUCUAUCUGCUGUUAGAUUAGAGUUCCAGGAAAAACAAGAGGCAAUCAACUCUAGCAAACAAAAAGGGGAUGUCAGGAAAAAGUCAACAUGCCAAGACCCACCUCUUAUUUCUGAACGUCACUACAAUGAGAUUGAAUCAUCUCUGCAGAACAAGCAAAGUGUCCGGACCAAGAAAAGAAGCAAAGCAAACAGAAGUGCAUUAGUAGGACAAGCCCCUGAGGACACCAGUUUUCCUCAAGGAAGCAAAAAUCUUUUGGAGGUGUCAAUAGCCAGGCUUCCAAAAGAUGCUCAGGAGGCUCCCAAGCAGAAUUCUCUAGACAAAGCUGAAAAUCCAGCACAAUCUGCAAGCAGCAGCAGUGAAGCACUGGUGGAUGCCUUCGAAAGAAUUUCAGUUGGAGGGGGAGAGAGUGAGGAGAACUCUGAAAAUGGGCAGAGUUUUGACUGUAAAGGCCGUGCUUUUCAGAACUUUCCAAACACACCACCCAAAACUCCACAUUACAUGGAAGUGCUGGAACUGAGAGCGAAGAACCCUGUGGCAAAAAGAAGCAAAUUUAAAGCUAAUGUAUUGCUGGCUGAGUCAUGUGGAUCGUCUUGUGGCUCCCCAGAUAUCCCUUCACCUAGAGGUGCCCCCUCUUCCCUUUCUGCAGAGGAAAGACGCCACAGAGAUAAGAAGCACUUGGAUGACAUCACAGCCGCUCGGUUACCCCCUCUGCAUCACGAGCCUACGCAGCUGCUAUCCCUAGAAGAUUCAAUAGUGAUUCAGAUCCAACAAAAGGAAGCUUAUGAGGAAAUGCUAGCCAAACUUGCAGCCCAGAAGCUUGCAGGCAGACUAGGCCCUCAGAUGGCCAGCUAUGAGCCAGAGGGGAGACGCUGGGCAACUACAGAGAAGUGAGGGACGAGGAAUGCUACAGCUCAGCUGAAGACUGAAUCCAAGGCAGAAUCUGCAGUGGAUGCCUGGGCGAAGACUCAGAAGGAUCGCAGUGCUUUUUGCUCUUGUGGGCUGCUACAUCUUUGCCCAAGGACGUUAGGAGUGCUCACCUGCGGAGGCCCUGGAUUAACCAGAGGGCUGCAGAGGUUUCCAGAUUCCCUGUUCCCUUUUCUGUUGCUUGCCAAAGAAGUUGGUGCAUUUUGAAAGCUUGUAAGUCAUAGAAGCAGCAGUCCACAGUGGCCUGCCUCAGUUGGGUUUGUGCAGGGGCAUACUGAGUCUCCUGUGCCCCCCAUGUAAAAGGGGGAGGCAGCGGAUGCAAGAGCAGCCAAGUCUCUGCCUUCUAAUCUUUGACUGAUUCCAAACAAAUGUAGGAUUUGUUAACUUGUGUAAAAGAUUACAAUAUUUUCUAUUUAAAAAUA
Podarcis muralis (Common wall lizard) is the source of this 1642-nucleotide messenger RNA. The record is from RefSeq and is a predicted model, not a curated record. NCBI's taxonomy places the organism in Eukaryota, Metazoa, Chordata, Lepidosauria, Squamata, Lacertidae.